Drosophila ficusphila is the source of this 537-nucleotide messenger RNA. RefSeq lists its product as uncharacterized. Lineage: Eukaryota; Metazoa; Arthropoda; Insecta; Diptera; Drosophilidae. The record is from RefSeq and is a predicted model, not a curated record. Bases 1 to 537 code for a protein of 178 amino acids. The transcript is spliced from 2 exons.
AUGUGGAAAUUGCUGGUUUGCUUCGCUCUCAUUCAAUCGACCUUUCGCAUCGAUCUCGUUGUGGGGCGCAGUGUCCAGUUUCUCACCGGCAACUGCACUUUCAAUCCGAAGUACUUCAAAAACUUCUCAUUGACCAUAGUGGACAACAUGAUGAACAUGGACAUGUAUCUGAAUAGGCCAAUCCAGAGGGGUUUUAAGACCAAAUUCGACAUUCAGCUGCGCCUGGCCAACGCCAAGAACUUUCAGUCCAUCUUCAGCCAGAAGAGCGACGUGUGUGCUAUAACCUCGAGUGUGAAGAAUAGCCUCUUCAAGAGCUGGUUUAAGGACAUGAGCAAGAACAGCAACUUCAUGUACAACUGCCCAGUGGAGGUGGGCCACUACUACAUGCACAACUGGCGCAUGGGGAGUUCAAUGACCCACAAGUUCCUCAUUCCCGGGGAGUACCGCGGAAAACUCCUAUUCUUCUACGGCAAGCUUGGAUCCAAGUCAUUCGACGAAGCCUUGAGCCUGACUAUCGAUUCGGUCCUUUCCCAAUAA